This is a messenger RNA of Penicillium samsonianum, 900 nucleotides long. RefSeq names its product oxidase ustYa family protein. The coding region runs from base 1 to 900 and encodes 299 amino acids. Lineage: Eukaryota; Fungi; Ascomycota; Eurotiomycetes; Eurotiales; Aspergillaceae. Gene Ontology annotation, biological process: mycotoxin biosynthetic process. The transcript has 5 exons. The record is from RefSeq and is a predicted model, not a curated record.
AUGAACCACUUUACCGGAACACGUCUUAAAGAUCUCUGGCCAUUGGGGCAGGACGGAUUUAUGACAAAUUAUUUCUUUGCCCCCACGUACAAAGAAUACGAGGAGGGAAAAACGCAGAAGGACACGGAGGCACAAGAGGCUCUGCUUGGAAGCGAAGAUGACCCCCAGCGACACAGUUCGAGUCCAUUUCUCAAAAGAGCUUUCCAGGCUUCAAUAAUUACAGCCAAGGCACUGUUAGUAGUAUCCUACGUUUUGUUAGCAUAUUAUGCUUGGACGCUACGAAAGCAGACGUGUAUCCUUGGCAACGAAAGAAUAUUCAACGACAUACCGAUAGUAUAUGAGAGCACUCGCUUCCAACGUGCUGGCUUCCACGACUCGCACCACAGCUCUCUUAAUGCCUAUGAAGGUGCACCAAAUGAACAGAACAAUGAGGCAUGGAAGGGACUCCUUGAUGUCGGUGUUGUACUCAUCUCGGACGAAGAAAACUCGCGGAUUACGAAUGGAAGUGCAACUACGAGAUCAGACAUGCACAAACACAUUGUUGAGCUCGAAAUGUUUCAUCAACUACACUGCUUGAAAUGGCUUCGGGAUCAAUUUUGGGAACUUGAUUCCGCGAUUAGCACAGCCAAACCUCUCAUUGAGAUACCACAGCGGCAGAAUCACACAGAUCACUGUAUUGAUUACUUACGACAAGCCAUCAUUUGCCAUGGCGAUGUAACUCCCAUCACAUUCGAGUGGAUCCCAGAAAUCACAGGCUAUAUUGCCCAUCAUACCACGGAGCAUCAGUGUCGCAACUUCGACGCCAUACACGAAUGGGCUGAGCAGAGGGGCGCGCCUGGAUUCCGUGCUGACGGGAAACAUAAGAAUGUCGAGCUCAAGCAUCCUGAAAUGUCUGAUUAG